UUGUCGGUGUCUUCCUCCCUCAACCUGAUGCCGGGACAAAUACUCCUUCUGGAAGAGGUGGUGAAAAAGGAGAAAGAGAGACAAAAAAAUGUGGACAUGCCAGACUGCUUCCACCCAGUAUCUCGCACGGAGGCGGAGCUUCUUCUGGAGCGAGAGGCCAGCAGAGGAAACCUGCUGCUCAGGCCCAGCAGUUACGGCAGCGCCUUCGCUAUUAGCACCCGAGAAGAAUUCAAUGGUCCUAUCUACAAACAUUAUCACGUGAGCCGCAAUCCCGACGACAGCUUCACCAUCAAUUUGGACAGGCCUGUCACCUGUGCGUCGCUACCUGACAUCGUCCAUUACUUCAUGGACACCACGGACGGCGCUCUGAUUUCUCUACCACGGGAAGACACCUACGAGCAGAACAUAUCUUUUGUUGGCUUCGAUAAUGAAAAUGGAGAGAGGACUGUGCGGGAUGCCGCUGUGGACGUCACCACGCUUAAUUUGCCAACCAAACCAGCAAUGACAAAAGCGUCGAGUCAAGAAGAAGAAAAUAUCUAUGUCAAUGACAGCGAGGAGCGCAUUUUAACUGACAAAAGGUCACCAGAGCGGGAAAUAAAACCUCAAGUGAAGUCAAGGACAGUUCCAAUUCCCGCACGCCGCAAAAACCUGCCCUCCUCCCAAGCCUCGGUCACCGUCUCGACGCACAGCAAAGAGACGAAGAUGAGGAUCCACACGGAUCCUCUCGGCCAGACCAUAUCAGAGCUCAAGCAGAAGUUUGAGGACAACAGGACGAGGUUUGCCGACUAACCUGAGAAGAGUCGACCUCUACAACAUAAUCACUGUGAAUGCCCCCCGGCAACCCAUGUGUUGCCAUGACGACCCCAACUUAGUCCCAUUUGCAAUACCAUUGUUAAUAGUCAACAUAUGUGCAAUGUGUAAAAAAAAGAAAAAGUAUUUUCAAGGUUGUUGUUUUUUUAAAUUGUUCAUAAUGGACAAUGACUGCCAGAUAAAUGUAAAUAGAGCAAACGUGUAUAUUCAAUGUACAGUAUAUCAUUUUCUACAGGAUAUAAAGUGAAUAAAAGUCAGACAUGUAAUGAA
Messenger RNA from Nerophis ophidion (straightnose pipefish), 1080 nucleotides. Its product is annotated as signal-transducing adaptor protein 2-like. Bases 28 to 789 code for a protein of 253 amino acids. The record is from RefSeq and is a predicted model, not a curated record. The transcript is spliced from 9 exons. Lineage: Eukaryota; Metazoa; Chordata; Actinopteri; Syngnathiformes; Syngnathidae. Gene Ontology annotation, molecular function: signaling adaptor activity.